AUGAUUCCGGGCAAAGUUGAGGAUAUGAGUGGAAUUGACAAUGAAAGCUAUGUUCUUGUCAGUGGUACAAAGGUGGGUGCUUGGGGAAGUGGGGGAGGUGGCUGCCGUGCAGUGGAGGAAGAGGGAGAAGGGUGGGGUGUGCGUGUUGUGAAGGAAGGGGUGGAUGAGGAAAUAGGGCAGGUGAGUGAAAAUAACAACACUCAAUAG
This is a messenger RNA of Prunus armeniaca (apricot), 207 nucleotides long. Lineage: Eukaryota; Viridiplantae; Streptophyta; Magnoliopsida; Rosales; Rosaceae. The record is from the annotation of a GenBank genome assembly.